CUGCGGAGAACUUGAAGGCAACCAUCGAUUCUUUCCCCGAGCGCCAACGCACCCUGGGACAUUGACGAAUCCUUUUCUUCCACCUCACUCUCCCUUUUUACUUUUUUUCUUUUUCCCCUCCUCUCUUUUUCUUUUUUGUUCUUUCUCUCCUAUUUGUCCCAUCCUCUCAUUCUUAGAUAAUUCGAUGUUUAAAAAUCCCUACUCACUACUUCCACUUUUUCUUCGCAAUCCCGUGCUAGCUUCCACGAAGCGAGGACAUUCUAUAUCAGGCGAUCUGACAACCCUAUAGAUCGUAUCGGUUGGGGAUUUAUAAUCGGUGAUAUUUCACCCUGGGGCUCGUCAGUUUGGUCCCGCCAACCAGAGAGUCAUGGCGUCGCAGGAAUUAGAAAGAGAAAAAGUUGAGUUGAAGGAGGAGGGCGCGAUUGAGGCAGCUGAACUGGCUCAUGACCCUCAGGCCGCCGCGGCUGCUGAGCAAGUGUUGGUGGAUGAAACCAGGAAAGCUGGACUGCCAGCUUAUCAAUUUGACCCCAAUGCGACUCCUGAAGAAAAAGCGGAAGCGGCAGCAGCGCGACUACCUCCAGGCCUUAAACAUGAGAAGAAGCCGCAAGGCAUGGCGAUCAUCACAGACAAGGAUGAUGGCACUCCCGACCAAUACGACCUCCCUCCCCCGAAGUCCGCAACAACCUUACUUGAUGAACAGAAGAAAGAGACUGUCCAAGGGACAGAGGGAGAAAACGGCAUGACAGAGGAUCUGCGAUGGGCGCGAGACAGAACCGGCUGGGCUCCUCGGUUCCACGAGGAGCCAACGGAAGAAGACAAAGCAGAAGGGACCUUAUUGGAUCACCAGGACUUUUUAGAAGGAAGAUUAGACGAUAAGUUUUUCGGCGACUGGUAUCACAAUGCCGCCGUCAUCGUCUUUGCUUGCUUAUCCUCUUGGAUCAUCGCGAUACUGGGCGGGGGCUUGGGCUGGAUUUUCAUCCUAAUGGCGGCCUGCAGCACAUACUACCGAACAUCGAUCCGUCGGGUUAGGCGAAACUUCCGAGACGACAUCAAUCGCGAGAUGGCGAAGCAACGGUUGGAGACCGAUACUGAAAGCCUGGAGUGGAUCAACAGCUUCUUGGUUAAAUUCUGGCCUAUAUACGCGCCUGUUUUAUGUGAUACGAUUAUCAACUCAGUCGACCAGGUCCUGAGCACCUCAACACCGGCAAUGCUCGACAGUCUCCGGCUGAAAACUUUUAUUCUUGGCUCCAAGCCUCCACGAUUGGAACACGUGAAGACUUAUCCGAAAACGGAGGUUGAUACAGUUAUUAUGGAUUGGAAAUUCAGUUUCACGCCUAAUGAUACUAUGGACCUGACAGCUCGUCAGUUGAAGAAUAAGAUCAACCCCAAGGUCGUUUUGGAAGUCAGGUUAGGAAAGGGUGUUGUCAGCAAGGGAUUAGAUGUAAUUGUCGAGGAUAUGGCUUGCAGCGGCUUGAUGAGGGUGAAGGUGAAGCUCCAAGUUCCCUUCCCCCACAUCGAACGGGUUGAUGUCUGUUUCUUGGAGCGCCCGGAGCUUGACUAUGUUUGCAAGCCCCUGGGUGGGGAUACUCUGGGAUUCGACAUCAACUUCAUCCCUGGCCUGGAAACCUUCAUCAAGGAACAAAUUCACAACAAUCUCGGCCCCAUGAUGUACAGCCCCAAUGUCUUUCCGGUUGAGAUUGCGAAAAUGCUGGCCGGAAAUCCAGUGGAUCAAGCAAUUGGUGUUGUUGCUGUUACGCUUCAUGGUGCUCACCAGCUGAAGAAUCCGGACGCAUUUUCUGGCACUCCUGAUCCGUACGCAACCGUCUCAUUGAACGGCCGCACAGAACUUGGACGCACAAAGACCAUUCAUGACACAGAUAGCCCAAGGUGGAAUGAAACGGUGUAUGUUAUAAUUACAUCGUUCUCAGAUACCUUAACCAUCCAACCAUACGACUGGAACGAGUUCCGAAAGGACAAGGAACUGGGUACUGCAACUUUCCCCUUGGACCGCCUUGAAGAGCAGCCAGAGCACGAGAGCAUCUACUUGGAGGUUAUGGCUAGCGGCCGAUCCCGCGGUUCGAUUCAUGCGGAUAUCCGUUUCUUCCCGGUUUUGGAAGGACGAACCCUUGAAAACGGCGAGGUCGAGCAGGCACCUGAGUUGAACACGGGUAUCGCUCGCUUCACAGUCGAACAAGCCAAGGAUCUGGAUGGUACAAAGAGUCUUGUCGGUCAGCUAAACCCCUACGGUGUUCUCAUUUUGAAUGGAAAGGAGAUCCAUAUCACGAAAAAACUGAAGCGGACCAACAACCCUAUCUUCCAAAAUGCUUCUAAGGAAUUUUUGGUCACUGAUAGAAAGAAUGCGCGACUCGGCUUGGUAAUCAAGGACGACCGCGACCUUGCCAGAGACCCCAUCUUGGGUACAUACCAGAUCAAGUUCAACGAUAUGCUCAAAAUGAUGGAAAGAGGCCAGGAUUGGUUCCACCUUCAUGGCGCGAAGUCGGGACGUGCCAAACUCACUUUACAGUGGAAGCCAGUUGCCGUUGGUGGCAUCUCGGGCAGUGCCGGUUAUGUUGAUCCAAUUGGCGUCAUGCGCUUCCAUUUUAAGAGUGCAACUGAUCUCCGGAAUUUGGAAACAAUGGGCAAGUCUGACCCGUAUGCACGUGUGCUACUCUCUGGAUACAUGAAAGCUCGGACAGUGACGUUUAGAAACAACCUUAAUCCUGAAUGGGAUGAGGUGGUCUACGUUCCUAUCCAUAGUGCUCGUGAAAAGCUCACCCUGGAAGUCAUGGAUGAAGAAUCUAUGAACGCCGACCGAUCACUGGGGUCCUUUGAAAUCAACGCUGCAGACUACGUCCGUGAGAAUGAGAACGGAGAGUACCUAAUUGACGAUGAGAAACAGCAUAUCUCGAGUAGUCUUCACAUCGGUCAUGGUCGAGUGAAGGGAAGUCUCAACUACACUGUUGCAUUUUACCCUACUGUGCCCGUUGUCAACCCAGAUGAUGAAGUCGAAGAGGAUGAUCUGACAGAAGGCGCUGACAAUGACGAGGAGGGAAGCGAUCAAACUCGGAAGAGCGUUGACUCUAGGCGCAAGAUCUCACAUACAAAGUCGCCCAGCACGGACUCCAAGGCUGCCUCGACGAAUGGCACGAAUGGUACAGCGGAGCCCAAGACUAGCCUCGACUCUACUAGGCCCGCCACCACUAAAGACUCAGAAACAAUGUCUGUCAAAUCCAUUAAGGAAGUGCCCAAAACUUAUAUUGCUGCGGAAGAUCUUUCACAAUACGAGUCUGGUUUCUUGGUGUUCAAGUUCCACGAGGUCCAGCUUUCCCGCAGCAAUGUACAGGUGGAAGUCCUCAUGGAUGACUACAUGUUCCCCGCGUAUACAUCACCUAAGGUCCGCUCUAAAUCCGCCAAGAUUGAAGAUAUUGGCGAUGCCUUCGUGCGUGAGCUCGAGUUUUCGAAGAUUACGCUCCGAAUUGUAGACAAGGAGGAUCCUAAGGCGAACAGUGAUGAGCAUACAAUUGCAAAACUGACCGGUGACACGCUCUCUACUUUACACCGCAUUUUGUAUACUCCAACUGAACUCAUUCUGCGAUCGGACAGUGGUGAAGUAAACAAGGUCAUUGUUAGUGCUCGGUAUAUCCCUGUCCACAUGAAACUCGACCCGGUGGAAAGUAUCAACAACAUGGGAACCUUACGAGUGGAUGUCCUUGAUGCUGCUGAACUCCCAUCCGCCGAUCGCAAUGGAUUCAGUGACCCAUACUGUAAAUUCCGUCUCAAUGACGAAAUGAUAUUCAAGACCAAAGUGCAGAAGAAGACCCUUCACCCAGCCUGGAAUGAGUUCUUUGAAACCCCCAUCAAGUCACGGAUCACGGCUGACUUCCGCGUGGAUGUGUACGACUGGGAUUUCGGCGAUAAGGCGGAUUAUCUAGGCGGUACCCCCAUCGAUCUUCAAAUGUUGACGCCCUUCCAAAACAAGGAAGUUUCGAUCCCGCUUGAUGGCAAGUCGGGUGCAAUCCGUCUGAAGAUGCUGUUCAAGCCGACCUAUGUUAUGCGGUCACGACAAGGCUCUUCGACCUUCUCCGGUACCUUUGCUACGCCCGGAAAGAUUGUCGGAGCACCCGUCAAGGGUGUUGGAUUCGUUGGUGGUAAUGUCAUCAAGGGUGCUUCCUUCUUGAAGCGCGGUAUCACAUCGCGAUUCCGCGGAGAUGACUCCUCGAGCACUCACGAGGUCGCAGAAGAGCCAGAAGAGGUAACCCAGCCUGAGGCACCCGCUGUUUUAGUCGAGGGAAGUGCCCCGCCUAGCUCUACUCCAAGUAAUAACCUGCAACACUCGCGCACUCGGAGUGUGGCUUCGCAUUACGGGGAUAGACUUGGUCUCACUGGUAAGGGAGAAACGGGAACAGCUACGAUUACCGUAGUCUCUGCUACCGAUUUUCCCCCGUCAGCGAACGUGCGUGUAUUUGUGAAAGCUAUUAGCCCUAAGGGGCCUAAAGAGGUGCUCAAGAGUAAGGCUCACAAAGCUAGUGGCGGUAUUGUGCAAUUUGAUUCUUCGCACGAGACCUGCCGUGUGCACAACACAACGGCCGAUGCGCAGUAUCAAAUCCGGGUAGUUGACCAUGCUACAUUUGGCUCGGAUGAUGUUCUCGGCGAGGCACCAUUCUUCGUCGAUGACCAAGGCUCCGUGGCUGGACAGGAGAAGGUGAUCAAGGUUGGCAGUGGUACAGUUGCUAUUCGUAGCAGCUUCUCGGGUUCUGAAUCCACCCUCCGACCCGGCACUGCUCAUUCGAACGGUGGAGAUGCAGCAUCUGACGUAAUGGACAGCCCAGACUCGAAGAAGCCUGGCCGACGCAGCUUUCUUAGUAAGAGGAGCGUUAGCGGAGCCUAAAUGGCUUUCGUACUUAGUCGGAAGCGUUCAUGAGGAGUGUUGUGUCCUUCUGCGCUUCCCUAUGUAUUUGUGUUCUUGAUGCCUUUAUGAUAUUGUUCCCCCCUCCCCCCUAUUAUUGUUACUGUUAUUGGCCGUUGGCCACAGUAUGAUGUGAUAUCCUUAGUGUACUGGUUGGCUACUAG
Messenger RNA from Aspergillus alliaceus, 5070 nucleotides. RefSeq names its product putative membrane bound C2 domain protein (vp115). The transcript has 7 exons. NCBI's taxonomy places the organism in Eukaryota, Fungi, Ascomycota, Eurotiomycetes, Eurotiales, Aspergillaceae. Gene Ontology annotation, molecular function: lipid binding. The record is from RefSeq and is a predicted model, not a curated record. Bases 368 to 4888 code for a protein of 1506 amino acids.